Molecule: messenger RNA, 2116 nt
Organism: Coniophora puteana RWD-64-598 SS2
Lineage: Eukaryota; Fungi; Basidiomycota; Agaricomycetes; Boletales; Coniophoraceae
Product: serine threonine-protein phosphatase PP1
Exons: 7
Coding region: 273-1268 (331 amino acids)
Cellular component (GO): nucleus; cytoplasm
Molecular function (GO): protein serine/threonine phosphatase activity
Source: RefSeq, a predicted model, not a curated record
AUUUUCUUUUCUUCACCGACCCACAACUCCCCCCGCACCCACCCAGGCCAGCCAGCCAGUCGCACGACAGUCCAACGACGACGCCAACGACAGCGAGCAAGGCCACCCUCGACGCCCUGUUGCCCCAAAAAGUAGCGCCGAACCCAACCACAGCAAAAACAGUCCAACCUCUGUCUCCCGCGCUUUCUUCCCCAGUCACCCCCACCUGCCCAGCAUACCACAAUCACACAUACUAGCCUUUAUUACGACCUCCACCUCGCUGCACCCAACUCAUGGCGGACUCGACGACAGAGAUCGAUUUGGACUCGGUAAUUGACCGUUUGUUAGAAGUUCGGGGCAACCGACCCGGCAAGGCCGUCCAGCUCCAAGAAUACGAAAUCAAGUACCUUUGCACAAAGGCACGAGAAAUCUUCAUUAAUCAACCUAUCUUACUGGAACUAGAAGCACCUAUAAAGAUUUGUGGUGACAUUCAUGGCCAAUAUUACGAUCUUCUACGUCUUUUCGAGUACGGAGGGUUCCCCCCAGAGGCCAACUACCUCUUCCUUGGCGACUACGUCGACCGUGGCAAGCAGUCGCUCGAGACCAUCUGCCUUCUCCUCGCCUACAAGAUCAAGUAUCCCGAAAACUUCUUCAUCCUCCGCGGCAACCAUGAGUGCGCCAGCAUAAACCGGAUUUACGGUUUCUAUGACGAAUGCAAGCGUCGAUACAACAUCAAGCUGUGGAAGACGUUCACGGACUGCUUCAACUGCCUUCCGAUUGCGGCCAUCAUCGACGAGAAGAUCUUCACGAUGCACGGAGGACUGAGCCCUGAUUUGCAGUCGAUGGAGCAGAUACGGAGAGUCAUGCGGCCGACGGACGUGCCAGACACCGGCCUGCUGUGUGACCUGCUGUGGUCCGACCCGGACAAGGAUAUCACUGGGUGGUCAGAGAACGACCGCGGCGUGUCGUUUACGUUCGGCCCAGACGUCGUAUCGAGAUUCUUGCAGAAGCACGAUAUGGACCUCAUUUGCCGAGCACAUCAGGUCGUCGAGGACGGCUACGAGUUCUUCGCGAAGCGGCAUCUAGUCACGCUCUUCUCGGCGCCAAACUACUGUGGAGAGUUCGACAACGCGGGUGCGAUGAUGAGUGUGGACGAGACAUUGCUCUGCUCGUUCCAGAUCCUGAAACCGGCCGAGAAGAAGAAGCAGUACCCGUACGGCGGGAUGAACGCCGGGAGACCUGUGACGCCACCGCGCAAACAGAAGAAGAAGGACGGCAAGAUGGGCUGAGCGAGUUGUGCACCCCCCUCCCCCACGGCGUCGGCGUUUCGUUUCUCACGAAACGCGUCCGCCGAGCCGAGUCGCGGGGCCCUCUUAUCGUUGUUGCCUUUGCUUUUGUCGUAAGGUGCUCGUCGGAGGCCCCGCGCACUUGCGCAUACCCUACAACCACAUCACAACACCCACUCACACUCACUCGAUCACUCACUUGUCUAUCUUUUCCUUUGUUUCUGUCUCGACUCUCCUUUUGUACUGUCCCGACGACUCUUAUUGUGCAAUCUGUGAUUAUUCUCUCUCUCUCUCUCUCCUCGGUAUCGGUUCACUUUAUUCCUCGUGGAUGGGCCUUCUCGUUUCUCGCGUUGGCAAGUUCGGCAAGUUUUGGCAAGGCAGCUACUAGGGGGACGGCGCGAGGCAGGCAGAUGGUCGGGUGCCGGUUUAGGCGCUCGUUGCGCAUGGCUUUUUGUGCUGCUUUCUUGCGCGUUGCGUUGUGUGUAUAUGCGUUGGGCUGGCUGGCUGUAGAUAGAAAGGCGGCAGCAGCAGCAGCGGUAGCGACGUCAGCGGGGCCACUUACUGACCAUGCUCGCAGGCGUCGCGAAGUGCGCAUGGUCUGGCUCGAGCGUCUGCCUCUCCUCUUUACUUGCCCUUUUAUUCGUGCCAUUCUGCAUGCUUAUCUGAUCUGCCUUGCGUUCUGGCUGCCAGAUGUAGCCCGCGCGGUCCUCCACGCUCAUCCCGUCCAUAUUCUCUUUCUCUUUGAUUCGUCAUAUAUAUCUAUUCCAGUAGGCCUUGGACUAAUAUCCCUGUGUACAAAUCUCUUUUUCCCCUCCUUUUUUCUUGGCUUGGUGUCGCUCUUUUGGUUCUCU